GGAAUUCAUCACGAUUUAAGUACAGUUGCGGGGCAAGACGAACAUGGUGCAGAUGAUGGUGAACCAAAUUGGAGAGCAUUGUUUGUAAAUGGUUUAGAUGAGAGAGACAAGCUUCUACUUGAGGAGUACAUUUCGGUCCUAAGAAAUUAUAAAGAAUCAAAGAGGAAGCUUAAUGAGUCAGAAAAGAGGAGGAGGGCUGCCCACUUUCAAUACGUAGUUCAGAUAAAAAUACUAAGAAAUUCCUUAGCCUUAAAGGAUGCAGAGGUUCAAUCCCUUUUGAAGAAACUAAGCUCACUCAAUGAGGAACAAGUGGAAGCUCUAAAGUCAAGUGAAAGCACGACAUUACCUGGCCUCGAGGCUAAAGAUGAUAACAUAAAGCGUCAGGAAGUGCACAGAAAAACUCUGUCUGAAUAUUUGGAUGUUCCAAUCACGGGGGUUGAUCCUGCAAGAGAAGGAUCAACAUCGAGAGAGCAAUUGAAGCUAUCUAGCAUUCAAGAGUAUGAGGAUAUUAAGAUGAACAGCAUUGAAGAAAAGAUAAACACAGACAUCGAUGAACUGUUGGAAGAAAACAUCGAAUUUUGGCUCCGCUUCAGCACUUCUUUCCAUCAGAUAAGGAAGUUCCAGAGUGCUGUCAAAGACUUACAGGACGAACUGCAGAAGAAAAGGCCAAACAAACAGAAGCUGGAGAGCAAACCGCUAGAACAACUCUCUGAGAUCCGACCUAUUUACAGGCACUUGAAAGAGAUUCAGACCGAGUUAACGCUAUGGUUAGAACAUAGUGCAGUGCUAAAAGAUGACUUGCAAAACAGGAUGUCAUCUCUUUGCAACCUCAAAGAAGAGAUAACCAGGUUUUCUCAGGAAGGCCCUCAGGAAGAAGGUAAUGAUCUGAGCGUCUGUCAAGCUGCAAAAUUACAUGGUGAGAUUAUUAUCAUGAAACGCGAGAACAAGAAGGUAGCAUGUGAAUUACAUGGUGGGGCAAAGCGUGUCGAGAAGCUGCAGGCAGAGGUUUGGAGGACUCUCCAAGAGCUAGAUGAACUUGGACUAAGGAGGGACAAUAAAAGCUCUCAGUCUAAGAUUCCCUUGAGAUCAUUCUUGUUUGGAGUGAAAUUGAAGAAGCAGAAGCAGAGGUCAUCACUCUUUGCAUGUGUCAGUCCAGCACUGCAGAAACAGUACAGUGAAUUACCAAGGCCUAAAUAGAUUCCUGUUUUUCUUUUCCC
Messenger RNA from Cuscuta epithymum, 1217 nucleotides. Lineage: Eukaryota; Viridiplantae; Streptophyta; Magnoliopsida; Solanales; Convolvulaceae. The record is from the annotation of a GenBank genome assembly.